AUGGGAACCGUACUUUCAACAUUUUCCAAUGAAGAUUCAUCACAAUAUCCAGUACAUACACCUAGAAGACCAUUAAGUGAUACCCAUAAAACAAAGGAAUUUAGGUGUUAUAUUCCAUCUACACCACAUAAUAGACCUUAUGAUGAAUACAUUGAUCAACAUCAAUCAAUAAAUAAAAAUUUGAAUUUUGACCAAAAUGAUGAAGCUUUAACAAUACAAAGGGAAUAUGAAUAUAUUACUGGAAAUCGUUGUACAGAAUCGGAUAAAACUCUCAACCCUGCAAAUAUGUUUAGCUUAAAACGAUUCUUAUUCUUUGGUUUAUUACGUAAGACAAAAAUGUCAGUUAGUAACGGGAUAAUUCCAAGUUUAAGAACCCCAGAUGACCGAAUCCACAGACUAUCUGUUAAAUGUGAUGGAAAGAAUGCUGUUUACGGUCGUGGUGAUCAAAGGAAAGUUUUAGUUAAUUCAACGAUUGAAACCCCGGUAUUUUACUGUCACCAACAACAGGAACAUCUUGAAGAAGAUUCAACAAAGUUAGUUAAUAAUAUACGGAAUAUUCAAUUAGACAAUCUCCAAUUCAAUCCUAUAUCUUCCUCAUCCUAUUGUGAUACAUCAAUUCCAAAAGAAGUUUCGCAAUUUGAAACUUUAGGAAUAACACGGAAUUCUUGUCAUUUUGAAUCCAGAGAUAUUAUGAAUGACACUGUUAGCCAGGAGUACCGUUCAUCUGGUCAAAACUCCCUAACAGACUGUAAGUCAGUUUAUCGGAAAGAUUUUAUAAUUCACCAUGAUACUACUACUAAUAAUGAGCAAAUUAAACAAUUAUCUGAACCCAAUUCACGAUUGAGACAUCGUUAUUCACACUGUUUAUCUACAGAGUUUAGUCGAAAAUGCUGCGUUACACACCAUCAUAACAAUGAUACUAUUGGUAAUACGAUGCCAUAUACACCUAGCCUUGCUGAUUUAAGGUGGGUUGCUAAAUCUAAAGGUUCAAAUAUAAAACAAUCAAACGAACAGCUUUAUGUAAGUAAUUCACCUUAUUCACCUAUAGAAAAUAACUCUACUGUGCAAAGUUGUCAGAACAAUAGUGAUUACUUUCAUAUACCUACAUCUACAAUAUCAGGAAAUUCGUCUAAACAGCUUUCAACAUUCAACGAUAACGCAUCUCCAGUGGAUACUUAUCCAAGAGAAUAUCAUCAUCCUCAUCCCACACAUCAUAACUAUCACCAAUAUCAAAAUAACCAAUUGAUAGUAGAACAGAUUUCACGGAAUGUCACUGAUACUUCACCAAGUACACGUAGUUGUUCGUUCGAUAUGCAUUUUCCCCUAUACAAUCAUCAUAAUAAUCAAUCAAAUAAACGUAACUCCUCUUUGUGUACUGUUAAAGAUAAUUGUGCCUCAAUUCAUAUACCACCGGCUACUUCUACGCUCUCUGAAAAUAGUUCUAAUUUAUCUUGUGUACAUAACUGUUUAUCAGCUCAUACGUUUGGAAUUCUUGAUAAUAAUACACAAUACAACUACCAAAAGGAAACAAACAAAAUUGAAGAACAAUUAUCAAGUAAAUUAGAUAGACGUUUAACUGAAUUUGAUAUAGGUCUAACAAAUCCAUCAUCUCCUAUUCAUGUACAACGUAAAGUCAAUGUAAUGAGAUUUGAUAAAUAUCGAAAAAUUACAAAAUCAAUAUCAUGUUAUGCUUUAAAACUUUUCACUCAUCAUAAUAACAAUAAUCUUUGUCAACAAAAAUAUCAAAAAGGUUCUGAUGAAUCAACCAUAAUGACCAAAUCAUUUUUUCGAACAAAUAACAUAAAUUAUGAUCGAAUAAUAUCUAAAUUACAUUCUGAUAGAAAGAUGAAUGAUCGUAUAAAAAAGAACUCUUCCAUUAGAGAUGUUGGAGAAUUAAAAAGAUAUAAUCAACAGUUUGAACAAUGUAAUACAGUUACCAUGACAACUACAGUGAUGACAACAACAACAACAACAACGAAACCAACAAAUAUGAUGAAUAACAAUCAAAAAAACACUCUUAUCCCACAAUAUUAUAGAACUGAUGCUCAAUCAACAGAUUGCAUUAAAUGUUAUAAUGAUAGAAAAAGUACUGGGAAAGUAAAUGGAAUUUAUGGAAUGUUUGAAAAUCAUAAAUCAAAUCAUAAACUUGAUAGAUACUAUAAUAUGAAACAUCUUAAUCAUGAUAAUCGUUCUUAUUAUGAGACAUCUAUGUUUCAAACAAGUUGGAGACGUGGUGAACUGAAAAAAGAUCAACAUCAGUCAGGAAAUGGAAAGUCUAUGAAUAAUAUUUCUAAUACUAAUACAAUGUCUCAUGUUUAUAAUUUAUUUCGUCAACCAAUAUUUAAAGCAAGUACAAGUGAAUUAUUAAAAUGUUUAUCCAUUUUUAUUGUUGCACGUAUACAAAUGAAUUUAUUGGAAAAUUCAAAUCGUUUACGUAAUUCUGAUUUACAUGGUAUUCAACCAGCAAUUAUUGUUACAUGGAUUCGAGCUAUUGAUCGAGCACUUCUAUUACAAGGUUGGUCUGAAGUAGCAUUCAUUAAUCCAACUCAUGUUGUAUUUUUAUAUAUGAUGUUAAGAAAUUUUAUACAAAAUGGUGAUAUACAUACAGAACGUGAAUUGCAUACAAUUAUUAUGGCAUGUCUAUACUUAGCUUAUUCAUAUACUGGUAAUGAAAUCAGUUAUCCAUUAAGACCAUUUCUUAUUGCUGAAGCAAAUCAAUUUGUAGCUCAUUCAGAAGGUGGAAAUAAAAAAUUAUUAUCAAAUACAAUGCACAUGUUAACGUCAUCAUCAGCAUCAUCAGCAACAUCAUCAACAAUAAUCACAACAACAACAACAACAACAACAGGUAUCGAGAGUUGUUUAAAAUCAAAAGUAAUUGAUGAAGUAAGAAAUCGUUUUUGGCAAUAUGUUAUACGUAUUGUAAAUGAAAAAUCAUCUGAAAUGCUUCGUAUUAAUGCUGAACCAAUAUUGUUUACACAAAUGUUUAAAGAAUUAACUUUAUAUGAUAAUAUUGUUAUUGCUAUGAAAUUAUUCUCAAAUCGUAAUUACAAUAUCAACCAUAAUAAUAAUAAUAAUAACUAA
Molecule: messenger RNA, 3081 nt
Organism: Schistosoma rodhaini
Lineage: Eukaryota; Metazoa; Platyhelminthes; Trematoda; Strigeidida; Schistosomatidae
Source: the annotation of a GenBank genome assembly